Zea mays is the source of this 1377-nucleotide messenger RNA. RefSeq lists its product as uncharacterized. Lineage: Eukaryota; Viridiplantae; Streptophyta; Magnoliopsida; Poales; Poaceae. The record is from RefSeq and is a predicted model, not a curated record. Bases 105 to 713 code for a protein of 202 amino acids. The transcript has a single exon.
UUCCAGCCGCCAGCUCCUUCCUCCCUGCUCCACGGCAGCAGCUGCCAGCGUGCAGGAAGCUGGGCCAGCAGCCAUGGCGCCUCCCUCUGCUCCACGGCCCAGCCAUGGUGGCCGCCGCGCUCUCUGCUCCUCCUUCGCACAGCAAGGCGCCCUGCGACGCCCUCAUUCCUGCCUGCCCCGCGCCCCUGUUGUCUCCUCCAAUGGAGCAUGGCGCAAGGUGCAGCCAUCUCUGGUUCGGCCGUAGCGUUACAGGCUCGGCCACCAUGGCGCCCUCCUCCCUGGCGCUCGCUCCCUUCAGGAGAACAGGCCGGCUCCUCAUCCCCUCCCCCUUCUUCUUCCUCUGCCCAACGCUCCCUCUUCUCCCCGGCAUUCAGAGCAGGGAGCUCGACGCCCCUAUGCAGCCCACACCUUCUUCCUCCCAUGGUCGAGCCCCCCCUGCACUUUCCCUUUCUUCAGCAUGGCGCCCCUAUUUCCCAGCCGUGCAGCUCCUUGCUGGUUCUCCACCCCGCCGGCAGCUUGGAGUCCGAGCAGGCACAGCAGGAGCCUAUCCCCAUGACGCCCAGCAGCUCUGCUGUCCCCUCCCCAUGACGCGACGUCUCUGCUCGGCUCCCUCUCCCGGCAGCAUAGCUCCUCGCAGCCGGAUUUCCCCCGCAGCCCCCAGCUCGAGCAGUGAGCUCGCCGUCGCCCAUGGCGCCCUUGUUUCCCUCCCCUAGCUGAGCGCCCCUUACUGUUCUCCUCAAAGCCCAUUGGCUGUUCGACAGAAUGCCUGUGGGAAAACAUCGUGUUGUGCGCAGCCCCAUCCGCGACACCGUCGAAACCCGUGGUGUGAAAACCCCGCUGCCCUUGCUGCUAUCGUAUUUUGUGCUCGGUAAAAAUUGUUGAACUGUUGUAUGUGUCUAAUCGCAGCUAGCCGUCAAUGCCAUCCGUCGCGCACGCGUGUUCGAGGCAAGGCCGGUCGGGUGAACCACAUGCAUGCCCAACUCAGAUCCGAUUCCGUUCAGGUUGAUUGAUUUAUAGUUUACAAUACGUAUGUUUUGGUUGAUGGUAGGCAGUGCAUGUAUGUGUGGAUGUGUAUAAAAUGUUUCGGUUAUGCGCAUUGGUAGGAUCGCGUUUGCGAUUGGAGAACAAGAGGUUAUUUGAGGUGUGCGAUUUGUAGUUAUUCUAAUUAUGUUUUGGUCGAUGGUGUGCAUGUGUGAUUAUUUGUGUGAAAAUACAUUUGUAUGGAUGGAAGCGUGUAGAGAGGAAAAUGAAGUAGAAAAGAACUCCGAUGUUUUUAUAUCUUGGUAGGAAGAAAAUAUGCAAUGCGUUGUUUGAUGCGAAAAACUAAGUUACAAAAUGCGGAUUAUGUUUUGGGAAAUGUAUCGAUAUGUGGUUAUG